Molecule: messenger RNA, 2663 nt
Organism: Gopherus flavomarginatus (Mexican gopher tortoise)
Lineage: Eukaryota; Metazoa; Chordata; Testudines; Testudinidae
Gene: SEH1L
Product: SEH1 like nucleoporin
Exons: 10
Coding region: 127-1335 (402 amino acids)
Biological process (GO): positive regulation of TORC1 signaling; cellular response to amino acid starvation
Cellular component (GO): Seh1-associated complex; nuclear pore outer ring
Molecular function (GO): protein binding; structural molecule activity
Source: RefSeq, a predicted model, not a curated record
CACGCGCUCCGAGCAGAUUCACGCGCGAGCCCCCCUCGCUCUGUCCCGGGGCUGAGAGCGAGGCGCGGGGAAGCCGUAGCGGCGCGCUCGGAGGGAGGCGGAGCCGGUGGCUGCCCAGGCUGAGGGAUGUUCGUGGCGCGCCCCAUCGCGGCCGAUCACCGCGACCUCAUCCACGAUGUCUCCUUCGACUUCCACGGGCGGCGCAUGGCGACCUGCUCUAGCGACCAGAGUGUCAAGGUUUGGGACAAAAGUGAAAAUGGGGAUUGGCAUUGUACUGCCAGCUGGAAGGGGUUGCAGGGACGUGGUGUUGACUGCUUCUGGGAGCAGCGCAGGGCCAUGGCAGGCAGGGAGCCUGCCUUAGCCCCACUGUGUGCCGCUGCCAUCUCGGAGCCGCUCAAGACACACAGUGGGUCCGUAUGGCGUGUGACAUGGGCUCAUCCUGAGUUUGGACAGGUCCUGGCUUCCUGUUCUUUUGACAGAACUGCUGUAGUGUGGGAAGAAAUAGUGGGAGAGUCGAAUGAUAAACUUCGAGGGCAGAGUCACUGGGUAAAAAGGACCACUCUGGUAGACAGUAGGACAUCUGUUACAGAUGUGAAGUUUGCUCCCAAGCAUAUGGGUCUUAUGUUAGCAACCUGUUCAGCAGAUGGAGUAGUGAGGAUAUAUGAAGCUCCAGAUGUUAUGAAUCUCAGUCAAUGGUCACUACAGCAUGAAAUCUCAUGUAAGCUAAGCUGCAGUUGCAUUUCUUGGAAUCCGUCAAGCUCUCGAGCUCAUUCUCCGAUGAUAGCUGUAGGAAGUGAUGACAACAGUUCAAAUACACUGGCGAAGGUUCAGAUUUAUGAAUACAAUGAAAACACCAGGAAGUAUGCAAAAGCAGAAACUCUUAUGACAGUCACUGAUCCUGUACACGAUAUUGCAUUUGCUCCGAACCUGGGAAGAUCCUUCCAUAUUUUAGCUGUAGCUACCAAAGAUGUCCGAAUUUUCACACUGAAACCUGUAAGGAAAGAAUUGACUUCUUCUGGAGGACUAACAAAAUUUGAAAUUCAGAUAGUAGCUCAGUUUGAUAAUCACAAUUCCCAGGUCUGGCGAGUGAGCUGGAACAUUACAGGCACAGUGCUUGCAUCAUCUGGUGAUGAUGGCUGUGUUAGACUAUGGAAAGCUAAUUACAUGGACAACUGGAAGUGCACUGGUAUACUGAAAGAAAACAGAGCUGAUAUCAACCUAACUGGAGUAACUUUGCUGUUUUGCUGCUUGUUGCAUGCACACAGGAAUGGAAAGAGAACUUCUUUUUCCCCUCCCCAACGCCGUUUGACCUCUCCCAAGACACCAGCAGCCUGAUAACUACUAAACGCAAUUCAAAAGGCCUUUCUAAAAAUACACUGUAUACCUUUUUGUACUAGCCAUUGCAGUUUGACACUGUUGGAACUUUUGAAAGAGAGAUAAUUGGAGAGGGUUCUUGUUGAGACAGAUUUCCACCACAAAUAGGUCCGUCCAUCCCGUUAUCCCCCCCCCCCCCACCGAAAGCUCAUGAAAAUUACGGACUAGUGAAUGAGUUAGGAGGAUUUGUUGUCCUUAGCUGGGGUCUGAGGAGGGAAAAGACUGCUUAAUGGCCAUUAAAGUCAGCUAAUUUUCAUUGAAAUUGUUUUGAGUGUUGAUUUGUUUUACAUUUUGCAGUGUUCAAAUAUAUAAUUGAUUCCUAAACAUUACAGCUUUGUAAUUACUUUGUAAUAUACUGAAACUGUUAGUCUUAAAGGAAUAAGAGAACAGUGUGAUUUGACAACUGUACAGAUAAAAGCUUAAUAUAGUGUAGCAUUGCUUCAUUUAUAAAUUGGAACUACUUCAAAGAAAUGUUUUGUAAAUGCUGUCAUACUUUCUUCAGGCUCACUAAAAAUACUUUUUUCUGAUUCGUGUUUGUAUGUUCCUGUGGUGUGAUUCCAGAGAGUAAUUAUGAUUCCCUCUGAGCACAACAUUUUGAAAUUUACAGUAAUGUAGUAAACAUCUAAAGUCAAAUUAAUGUGCAUCUUUAAAUGUGGAUUUUAUUAAUUACUUGGCCAUGCAUUCUGUAAAUAUUCUCAGAGCAAAAAACAAGCCAGAUAAUGUCUUCAAAUAUUUUAGUAGUUAUAUUAAAGUGCAUAAAUGUUACGGGUAAGUCAUAAUAGAAGUUGGCAAAAGAAUGACAUGAAAUGGCAUUCUCUAAGCAUUGUGUUGAUCAGAAAUCUUUAGCUUGUUCUGAGGUUUCUGAAGAAAUAUGUAAAUACAUACAAAGAUUGUAUUUAAUUGAAAAGAGUAAUCCUUCCUUGUAAAUGUAUAUUGUGAUAUCUAAGUAUUGUAAAAACAAUCUCAUGUUUUUACAUCUGUUCUAGAAACUUGCAGUAAAAUUGAUCAGAGUUGGAUGCAAAUGCAGCAUGUGUACUUACAUAAUAUUCAAUGUCUGCCUGGUGUUGCAAAUGAAGUAUUAUUAAAGUCUCUGUUAAUAAGUUGCAUGAAUUCUAGGAGAACCAUGUGCAUCAAAGAUGUUGAUAGCUGUGUUAGAAAAUCCUUUUAAUUUACAAAGUAACUUUUUUCUUUGUAAAAUGAAUAUUAGGAAUGUAUUUACAAUAUUCUUUUUUCUGAGGCUUUCAGUGGAAAAGAGUAUACUUUUUUUUUCUUUUAAAGAACAGUUUCCA